Molecule: messenger RNA, 3705 nt
Organism: Desarmillaria tabescens
Lineage: Eukaryota; Fungi; Basidiomycota; Agaricomycetes; Agaricales; Physalacriaceae
Exons: 17
Cellular component (GO): nucleus; site of double-strand break
Molecular function (GO): protein binding
Source: RefSeq, a predicted model, not a curated record
CUUCCCACUACUCACGAAAUUGUCCUGAAGGACCAUAUGAAAGUCGUUUCUGCCCUUACGUUAGACCCUUCAGGCGCAAGGAUAUUGUCUGGCUCGCAUGAUUAUGAUUGUAAGUUAUGGGACUUCGGUGGAAUGGACAUGAGAUGCAAACCUUUCAAGACCUGGGAGCCUGCUGGAAGUUAUCACAUCCAUGAUCUCAAAUAUUCGAACGAUGGCCAAAAGUUUCUCGUUAUAACAGGAACUACUCAAGCUAGGCUGUAUGAUAGAGAUGGGGAAGAAGAGGCUACUUUUAUCAAGGGUGACCCUUAUAUCCGUGAUAUGAAGCAUACAUCGGGUCAUGUUGGGGAGCUGUCCUCCUGUGCCUGGCAUCCCAAGGAUUCGAAGAUUUUUAUUACUAGCUCUGCAGAUUCUACCAUCCGGAUAUGGGAUGUAGAAAAUAAACGCAAGCAAAAAACUGUUAUUGUCGUCAAAUCUAAAGAUCGGGGGGCUCGAACCAAAGUAACAGCAUGUGCCUACUCGCCAGAUGGGCGUACAAUUGCUGGAGCUUGUCUGGACGGAGCAUUGCAUAUGUGGCAAACCAACUCGAACUUCGUGAGACCAAACCUAUCGAUUGAAGGAGCCCAUACCAAAGGAACUGAAACCGGGUCAGUUAUCUUUGGUGUUGAUGGCCGUACCGUGCUUACACGAGGAGGGGAUGACACUGUGAAAUUAUGGGAUCUACGUUCAUUCAAGAAGCCACUAGCGACACAUUCAGGCCUAGCAACGUUGUACCCGACCACUAAUGCGAUCUUUAGUCCAGAUAGUAAAUAUGUGGUAACAGGGGCUGCUGCGACGUCAAAAGGAGGCAAUGGCAAGCUCAUGUUCUUGGAUAAGAAUACUUUGGAAGCGGUGAAGACGCUGGAGGUGGGUUCGACGCCGGUCAAGGUAUUUUGGCACUCAAAGAUCAAUCAGAUUGUGACCGGUUUAUCGAGCGGGCAAAUAUGUGUGUUGUAUUCGCCGUUAACGUCGACGAACGGAGCGAAGCUGUUGAUGAAUAAGGGUCCGCCGAGGAAAGUGACAAUUGAGGAUAUGUCAGACGCAUUGGCAGCGCCGUCGAUUGUGACACCACACGCAUUACCGAUGUUCCGGGAGGGCGAUGGCAUUGUCAAGACUUUGAAGAGAAAACGGGACAAGGACAGGAUGGAUCCUCGCAAGAGCAGGAGGCCGGAACUGCCUGUGACGGGGCCGGGGCGAGGCGGAAGGGUUGGAGCGAGUGCAACACAGCACGUUGUUCAGAAUCUUGUGCGGGACACUACGCGAGACGAAGACCCUCGAGAAGCACUACUCAAAUAUGCGACCAAGGCAACAGAGGAUCCCCAAUGGACAGCAGCAUGGCAAGUGAACCAGCCGAAACCCGUGUUUGCAGCGGUCGAAGAAGAAGAAAACGAAGAGCAGGACAAGGAGAUCCGGCUCUUCACUCGAUUCUUACUUUCGCAUUUCACCCAUCUUACCGUGACUUGUCACACUAUGAGUCUCGCGCAAGACCCCGUUCCCGAUGCUCACGACGACCAUGACCCUUCCACCCCCGCCAAUGGCGUCGAUGAAAAACUUGCCCCCCCGUCUCCACCGUCAUCCGUCGUCACCCCCAACGUUGAUCCCGACCUUGACAUCGACCUUCCCGAACAGGAGAAAGACGCGCGACAUAAUUCUCAGCCCCCCAAAGAAGAUUCUGAUGAAGACAAGAUGGAAGACGUGUCGCCCCGCAUUAACGGGAUCAAUGGCAAUUCAGAUCAUGUCAAUGGCGACGAUGUCAAGAUGGAGGUCGACGCGCCGACGAGCCCCAACUUUCCCGAGACUUCCUCAGCGACCAAGGUCGCGUCAAACGGCGCCUCGACAUCUUUCACGGCGACCAGAGAUCAUUUCGAUGAAGACGACGAUGAUAGGCCUCCACCAGCGAAGAGGGCUAGGGUUCACUCAGAUGCAGACAAAGCUUCUCUGGCACAUUCAGCAACCCCACCUCCAGCGUCAACCACCACCGUUGCUUCUCACAGCUCUACUCCCGUGCCUUCGACGCCGCUUCCAACAACUUCUCUCACGCUAUCGCAGUAUCGAUUUUGCAACAAUUCCGUCAAAUCUUUGAAGAAGCUUAAAGAUGCCGCCCCUUUUUUGCGUCCCGUUGACCCUGUUGCUCUCAAUGUCCCCCACUAUCCUACCAUUAUCAAGACACCAAUGGAUUUGGGAACCAUCGAGCGCAAAGUAGCCGCUUCUAACCCUCAGAAGCCUGAUCCCAACUCUUCUAACCCACGAUACUCAACUCCGGAUGAAUUUGUGGCUGAUGUUCGUCUCGUCUUCGAGAACUGUUACAAGUUUAAUGGACCAGAACAUACCAUCUCUGCUAUGGGUAGGCGGGUAGAGGAAGUCUUUGAGAGGCAGGUCAAGAACAUGCCAACGGCAAUCGAGGCCAAACCUCCUGUGGUCAAAAAAGUGGCAACACCACCACCACCACCUCCACCUCCCGUGGCAGUUAAGAAAGCGCAACCUGUUCGUCGAGCAUCGACCUCUGUUCCUGUUAUACGGCGCAAUGAUAAUGAAGCUGUUGGUCGUCCAAAGAGAGAGAUACACCCCCCGCCGCCGAAGGAUCUGCCCUAUGCAGAUAUUCCCAAAAAGCACCGUAAAGCACGACGCGUAAAAGAUGACGGGACUGCUGAGCAACUGAGGUUCUGCAGCAAAAUUUUGCAGGAUUUGAGUCGAAAACAACAUUGGGACAUUGCUAGUCCGUUCUAUGAACCUGUUGAUUGGGUUAACCUUGACCUUCCAACGUAUCCAAAGAUCGUCAAAAAGCCCAUGGAUAUGUCUACGAUGCGCAAAAAGUUGGACAAUGGCGACUAUCCGAAUGCCCAAAAGUUUUGCGACGACUUUAAGCUCAUGAUCCGCAACUGUUUCGCUUUCAAUCCUCAAGGAACACCGGUGAACACAGCCGGCAUAGAGCUUCAGCGGCUUUUCGACUCGAAAUGGAAAGCAUUGCCUCCUCUUCAUGAAAUAAGCGAGGAGGAGGAGGACGAAGAAGAUCUAAGUGAUGACGAGCAUUCUCGCGCCAUCGCUGCGCUCGAGGACCAGAUGAGAACAAUGAAUGAUAAUUUGACGGCACUCAAGAACCUCAAGGCGAACAAGGAUAAGAAGAAACCGAAGAAAGAGAAACCUCCCCACCCAUCGACGUCCAAACCCAGCAAACCCAAGUCCCUCCCUCCUCAGAAGAACGGCAAGAAAUCCGGAAAGAAGGCAGGCGUCGCCGAAAAUGAUUUCCUCACCUUUGAUCAGAAGAAGGAUCUGAGCGAGGCCAUUCAGGGCUUGGAUGGAGCGAAACUGGAGCGGGUAAUCAAGAUCAUUCAUGAAGGUGUCCCCGAAAUUCGAGACAGCACUGAGGAGAUCGAGCUUGAAAUUGAUUUACUUCCACCUCCGGUUUUGACCAAGUUGUAUAACUUCGUCAUUCGACCAUUACGUGCUCCUCCGGUUAAACGAAACCGGCAUGGCAAGGGCACCGGGACGGGUGGUUUGAACAGAAAGAGCAUGGACGAAGAUGUGGAGGCCGAAAAGAUUCGACAGCUGGAGCAGCGUAUGGCGCUGUUUGAGGGUGCCAGUGGCGCCGCUCCACCAGCGCCAAAAGCCAUGGACAGCGAGUCAGACUCUAGCUCGGCAUCAGACAGCUCUGGAAGCGAUUCAGAGUGA